AUGGCACCUUAUCCCCAAGGUCCAGCUUUGACGACUGCCGAAGAAAGGCUCCUGUGGGAUGACAUUAACGUUAGUGGCCUUACAGAAGAGCAGUGGAAGACUUUCGGGCUUUGGGUGGGGGCUAAUGAUCCUACACCUUUGGAAGCAAAGCAAUGGAUCACCAAAGAGAAUAAUCUCGAUCUCAAUGUCUUUUCUCUGCAAAUACUAGGUUUUCCGAAAACCAGGCCUUGGUCUACCUCUCGGUCAUAUGCCACACGGGAAAAACACCGGUUUCCCUUGCUAUUUCUCAACGAUGACUAUGGUGACGGCUGGGAGGCUCCUGCUCUCCUCAUCCGCGAAUGCUGCAUGCUAAAGUUCAUGGAUGAGUUGACUGAUAAACCUCAAUGGUGGCUGAAGAUGAACGACGAAGUAAUCGUGGCAAGAUGGAAAAAGGAAGCUUUGGAUAUGGACUGGAAGUCCUACCUCCGAUACGGCGACUUUACCCCAGCUAUGGCUGAUGCUUGUAUCGAAGAACUAAGAUUCAAGGCAGAUUUGUAUGAGAAAACGGGUCUUAUCCCUGUAUACGACUAUUCUGUAGCUGUGCUCAAGUCGGAUUGCAUCAUGACUGCUGAAAUGGCAAAAUCCCUGCAAGAAGCCGUCAGACUAUUGGAGGAUGUGCCUCUAGAUCAAAUGGACUGGCAUCCCAGAAGUCAAGAGCAGGUCCUCGAUCUCGUUCAUCCUUCUCUCUGGCCUCUGGUUUAUGGUCGAUCUAGGGUUCUCGCAGAUGGUGUCAUUGGUUUGCAAGAUGCAUUUGCAAACGAGGGGAAACUUGUUACAAUCCGUUCGCCUGCAGACGAAGAUUGCUACCGUUACAAGAAAGGGGGAUUCUCUGGUCAAGGCUUCCCUGUGCUGUCCAACAGAUUCCAGUGGCUUCCUUGCGAUGUGUUUCUGGAUGCUGUCACAGGUGGCGUCCAGAUCACGAGUUACAUCAAUAACCUUCACCCUCAGGAACAUGCGCACUUGUAUCCCAUCAUUGAGAGCUUUAUCAAAACGUCAUUGCCGGCCUGGGAUACGCUGUAUCGCUGGGAAAAUGACUUUGCAGUGCAGCGACUCCAGGCAGAAGAAGCUGUACUUGAUUGUCAGGCAGGGGAAGACAUUUAUUGCGGUUGCAAGCCGUGGUAUCGGCCUCUAGGUGAAGAUGAGGCACCUCGGCAUCCUUAUGAACCUGGGGGUGAGGAAUACGAAGAUCAAGGUGAUUGGUCUGAUGAAGAUAACAGCGGAGGAUCAGAUAUUUCUGAUCCAGGCGAUGAAUCGAGCGAUGAUGAGCGGUCGAGCCAGAAUGAGUCUGACCAAGAGGAGAUCUACUUCAAGGGUUCAAAGCGGCGAAAGCUAGACGAAGCGUGGUUCAAGACAACACACCGCGUUAAUGUCCCUGACGCUGACCCAAGAGCAGCGGGUCAUGUUAAGAUUACACCCAACGAUAUCAAGACAGUUGGUUUCUUUAACGGCAAGACACAGAUCCAGGUGAUUGUCAAGCUCGCUAAUAUCCAUCUAACACCGGAGAACCCUUCUUAUAACGGUGGUUUAUGGCAUACAGAAGGCCAACUCAACGAGCACAUUGUAAGCACAGCGCUUUACUACUACGACAGCGACAACAUCACCGACUGUUCUCUCAGCUUCCGAACUACGACUGAAGAUCUGUCCGAAGAGGUCAGCUAUGAACAAUACAAGCAUGACCCAAUCUAUCGCACAUUUGCGAUUGAGAAAGAUGGAGAUCGACAGCAGAAUAUUGGUUCUGUGCAUACCAAGAGUGGAAGGGCCAUUUUCUUUCCUAAUCUUGUACAGCAUUGUGUUUCGCCUUUUGAGUUGAUUGACAAGACGAGGCCAGGUUAUAGAAAGAUUCUUGCCCUGUUUUUGGUUGAUCCAGCUAUACCAAUCAUAAGUACUUCAAACGUCCCACCACAGCAAAAGCAUUGGUGGGACAAUCAUCGUUUGCAGACUGAGACUUUACCUGACAGUGCUGAUGAGAAUGGAAAGGGUGACCUUCUGGAUUGGCAUAUGGGACUUGAAGAAGCCAAGGAGCUAAGGCUACAGCUAAUGGAUGAGAGAACCUGGAUGCAAGAGCAGGAGCAAGAUGGAGUUAGACAAGAAUGGAAUUUCUGUGAGCAUUAA
Molecule: messenger RNA, 2151 nt
Organism: Fusarium poae
Lineage: Eukaryota; Fungi; Ascomycota; Sordariomycetes; Hypocreales; Nectriaceae
Exons: 3
Coding region: 1-2151 (716 amino acids)
Source: RefSeq, a predicted model, not a curated record